Messenger RNA from Puntigrus tetrazona (Sumatra barb), 1477 nucleotides. Its product is annotated as GDP-L-fucose synthase-like. The record is from RefSeq and is a predicted model, not a curated record. The transcript has 10 exons. Gene Ontology annotation, biological process: nucleotide-sugar biosynthetic process. Lineage: Eukaryota; Metazoa; Chordata; Actinopteri; Cypriniformes; Cyprinidae. Gene Ontology annotation, molecular function: GDP-L-fucose synthase activity. The coding region runs from base 140 to 1108 and encodes 322 amino acids.
AUACCUGAAAUGUAGGUGUGCGCAUCCAUAAACCAGUCACCUGAGAGCACUGAUCCUGAAGGAAAAGUUUUCCCUAUCUCUACACGACUCUCAGAGCGAGAGGAAGCGAUAGACACACGCGCCUCAGACUGGAGAGCAGAUGGACAGAUCGGUCGGGCCGAUGCGUGUGUUGGUGACGGGCGGCAGUGGGCUGGUGGGGCGAGCGAUAGAGCGGGUGGUGAAAAAGGAGGGUGGAGGAAGAGAAGGAGAAACAUGGAUAUUCUUGUCAUCCAAAGAGACCAAUCUUGUGAGCGCUGAAGAGACGAGAGCAGCCUUCGAGAGACAUCGUCCAACACACGUUAUUCAUUUGGCCGCCAUGGUGGGCGGACUCUAUAGAAACAUGAGACAGAACCUGGACUUCUGGAGGAAUAAUGUGCACAUCAAUGACAACGUGCUGAACAUGUCUCAGGAGUUCGGGGUGGUGAAGGUCGUUUCCUGUCUGUCUACGUGUGUUUUUCCAGAUAAAACCACCUACCCUAUAGAUGAGACUGUGAUGCACAACGGUGCUCCUCAUGAGUCUAAUUAUGGUUAUGCCUACGCCAAACGCAUGAUUGACGUCCACAACAGGGCGUUAUAUCAGCAGUACGGUUUGAAAUACACAGCCGUCAUCCCCACCAACAUGUUCGGACCCCAUGACAACUACAACAUUGAGGACGGUCACGUGAUGCCGGGGUUGAUCCACAAGACGUACCUGGCAAAGAAGGAAGGUAAACCUCUGGAGGUCUGGGGUUCAGGUCGGGCUCUGCGGCAGUUCAUCUAUUCUCUGGAUCUAGCUCGUCUGUUUCUGUGGGUUCUGAGGGAGUAUGGCGAGGUGGAGCCCAUUAUUCUGUCAGUUGGGGAGGAGGAUGAGCUAACUAUAAAGGAUGCUGUGGACGCUGUGGUUGAAGCAUUUGAAUUCACAGGGGAAGUGAUUUAUGAUACUAGUAAAUCAGACGGCCAGAUCAAGAAAACUGCCAAUAACGCCAAACUACGCAAAUACCUGCCAGACUUCAAGUUCACGCCGUUCAAGAAAGCCGUCAAGGAGACGUGUGAUUGGUUUGCAGCCAAUUACGACAUCGCCCGUAAAUGAAGAUCUUCGCAUCAUUUGAACACUGUUCAGUGCUGGAAAAUGAAACCACUACUGAUCAAACACUUCCUACAACCCUUGGGUUGGUUACAUGUUUGUAAAAUGGGAAACAGUGUUUUGAAAUCAUGUUUUUGGUACACGUCAGUUUUUAAGGAGAAAAUAUUCAGCAGUAAAUUUGCACAUGAUUUGUCUAAGCAUAUUAAAAGCAUGUAAACCAGUUUAAAAACUUUAAGCAUCUUAUUUGUCCGCUGUACUGUGACUGAUGUGCAUUUUCUUCUGUUUUUGUUGGUGUGUCAAUCAGGGUAUUUUCUGGGUUUUUCUAAUGACCUGUAGCUACUGUACGUUUUUACAAUACACUCCUAUUUAAAAUAA